This is a messenger RNA of Puccinia triticina, 927 nucleotides long. RefSeq lists its product as uncharacterized. The record is from RefSeq and is a predicted model, not a curated record. The transcript is spliced from 2 exons. Bases 1 to 927 code for a protein of 308 amino acids. Lineage: Eukaryota; Fungi; Basidiomycota; Pucciniomycetes; Pucciniales; Pucciniaceae.
AUGCGUUUCGCUUUAGUUGCUGGAGCUCUAGUGCUAGGUGCCACCGUUUCCGAGGGCCGUUCCAUUGCACCCAGCCCGUCGAAAAGAGCGACGGAGCGCAUCGAGUUUACCACCCCGACGCGCAACCUCAAAAGAGCGCGCCAAGAGAGCGGCUGGAAUCCGGCAGCCGAGGGCGACGAUGGGUCGCCGCACCAGGACAGCAUGGACCCGUCCGCAUACCACUCCAAGACCCCCAAUGGCGCGACAAAGAAUGCGCACAAAGCUCCGAAGAUGCAUCGCGAAUCCGCGGCCACAGACGCUGCCUUCCGGACGGCCUUGCCCGGCCCCUUGGCAUCCACCCUGGACCCCGUCGCUGAUCCUCUCGUCCAAAAACUCCCUCAAGAGAUCCAGUACCAAAUCAUCCCAGUUAAAUCGGGAAACUCGUCCUCGUCAGACUCGCCAUCAUCGGAUGAACGCGCAUACAUUAUUACGCCUGUGCCGGCCGCCGAGAGCACGCUGGCCGCGGUCGCCCCGGUCGACGUCCAAGACACGCUUCCCGACGGAGCCGUCGCCGGCUCCUCCGCGCUGACCGGCAUUGUUGCCCAUCUGCAGUCCAAGCAGGAGUCCCAGCCGGCCAUGGCGCUCCUCCGGGCCAUCGAGAAAUACCGACUCGCGGUCGCCGACGACGGUCUGCAGGUGGAUCUGGCCGACGGCCAGGCGCGAUCAGCCGUCCUGCCGGCUCCGAAAAAGCUCGCGAAGGCCGUGUUGGACGGGUCCUCCUCCGCCCACACGCCCCUCUCGCCGGCUUCUGACUCUGCCGCCUCAACCGGCGAUGCUCUGUUGGACAACACAUCCAUCGUUGAUGCCUCGGCCCCCCUGGCCAACACUAUUGAUCCUAACGCUGGAAGCUCAGACUCCGACUCUCAUGAGGCCGCUUCGGAUGAAUAG